UUUUUUUUAUAUAUAUAAAGUUUUAUCUUGUGCGUAAGUAAGGGAAAUAGAGGUAACAGUAAAUUUAUCAAAAAAAAAAUGUCAUGGUAUUAUAUAUAACCUUGAGAGAUUCAAAUUUCUCAGUACCAAAUUCAACCAAACCAAAAUCCAAGAAGAAGAAGAAGAAGAAGAAUGAGUUUUCUAGCUGGAAGAGUAGCAGGAAAAGAAGGAGCUUUUUUCUUUGAAGAAUCCAAACAUGCCGUUACCCGUUUAGCCCAAAAGAUCAACAAAAAUCCAACUUCUUCCAAUUCCAAUUCUCUAAAUCAAGAAUCAUCUUCCCCUGAUGUUCUUCCUGAAAUUCUUCGACAUUCUUUACCUUCCAAGAUUUUUCAUUCUCCUUCCUCUGCAGAUUCCUCACUCUCUAAUACUUCCAAAUGGGUUCUCCCUACUGAUCCCAAUAGGACAAAUUCCGUAUCUCCAGAUGCUCUUAAUCCUCUCAGAGCUUAUGUUUCUCUUCCACAAGUCACCUUUGGACCUAAAAGGUGGCAGUUGCCAGAUACAGAAAACUCUGUACAAGCCUCAACGGCAAAUGACUUGCGUCGCGAUAAAUACACAACGAUUAAUCCUGAAAAACUUAAAGCUGCAGCUGUGGGGAUGUCUCAAAUUGCAAAGGCAUUUGCUAUUGCCACUGCUCUUGUCUUUGGUGGUUCCGCUUUGACGUUUGGCUUGGCAGCAUCCAAGCUAGAGUUGCACAAUCCUGAUGAUAUCCGGACGAAAGGGAAGGACAUGGUUCAGCGAAGAUUGGAAACAUUCAAAGAACAGCUGAAUCCUUUAAGGAUUUGGGCUGAAGAGAAGUCGAAAAAAUGGCAUUUGGACAAAAAAGAAGACAUUAAAGAGAAGCCUUUGAUAAAAGAGCUCUCUAAAAUAUUAGGUGCCAAGUCGUCAAACUAAAUAUAUGAUCUAUCAGCAGUUUGUAUUUUCCAUGUAUCCUGCAGUACUACAUUUUCUCUGUAAAUUGCUCUGUUUUCUACUUGUGAAGUUUUCUGGAUACACUUUUUUUUUUACAAUAAUAAGCACUGUUAUGAUUCA
Molecule: messenger RNA, 1068 nt
Organism: Solanum pennellii
Lineage: Eukaryota; Viridiplantae; Streptophyta; Magnoliopsida; Solanales; Solanaceae
Exons: 5
Coding region: 172-930 (252 amino acids)
Source: RefSeq, a predicted model, not a curated record